UCAUGCCCUCUUUUGCAAUAGAAUUUCCAUUUACCAAAAAAAAAAAAAAAAAAAGAAAUAAAAUAUUCUUAAAUAGGAAGCAAGAUUGGUUAAGAAAACCCAAUGAAACGGGAUCAAAUGUAAAUUAAUCUUCCUCAAUACCAACAACCAGUUGUCUCAGUUUGACUUUGAGAAUUUACUCAAGGUCUGUAUUUUUUAUCAGUGGAGUUUUCUCUGCCUGACAAGAAGAAACGAAGAAGAAGAUAAAUUGGGUUUUUGGUUUCCCCAGCAAAACAAUGGAAUCCUCCGGAGAGGUAGUGACUUUUGGGGCAUCUCUGUUGGUGCCUAGCGUUCAAGAGUUGGCCAAAGAGCCCCUCAUCACUGUUCCCCAGCGCUAUGCACGUCCAGAUCAAGAUCCACCUAUAAUCACAGACACAGCUUCGCUUCCGGUUGUGCCCGUCAUUGACAUUCAACUCUUGGUUUCUGAAGAACCAUCCAAAGAAUUUGAAUUACAGAGGCUGCACAAUGCUUGCAGAGAGUGGGGUUUCUUCCAGAUUGUAAAUCAUGGGGUUAGUAAUUCUUUGAUUGAGAAAAUAAAGUCUGAGGUUCAAGAUUUCUUCCAACUUCCUUCAGAAGAAAAGAAGAAGCUUUGGCAGAGGCCAGAUGACCAGGAGGGAUUUGGGCAGCUUUUCGUUGUAUCAGGAGAGCAAAAGCUUGAUUGGUCUGACAUGUUCUAUAUUACUACCCUCCCAACCCAUCUAAGGAAACAAUACUUAUUUGAAAAGCUUCCUCACCCUCUUAGAGAGACUCUAGAGAUUUAUUCUUCAGAAUUAAGGAAGCUUGCCAUGACCAUCUUAGAUCAAAUGGCUAAAGCUCUGAAGAUGGAUGCUGAAGAGAUGAGAGAGCUGUUCAAUGAUGGGGUACAAUCAAUGAGGUUGAAUUACUAUCCUCCAUGUCCACAGCCAGAUAUGGCCAUAGGCUUUACUCCUCACUCCGAUGCCGAUGCUCUGACAAUCCUCCUUCAACUCAAUGACACAGAAGGCCUGCAGGUUAGGAAAGAAGGGAAAUGGGUUCCUGUUAAACCACUCCCAAAUGCUUUUGUGGUCAACAUUGGGGACAUAAUGGAGAUAAUGAGCAAUUGUGUCUACCGCAGCAUUGAGCAUAGAGCAACAGUAGACUCAUCGAAAGAGAGGCUAUCCAUUGCAACAUUCUACAGCACCAAAUUAGAUGCAGAGUUGGGCCCUGCCCCAAGCCUAAUUGAUGAAAAUAAUCCAGCAGUUUUCAGGAGGGUACCAGUGGAGAAGUACUUCAAGGACUUCUUUGCUCAAAAAAUCAAUGGCAAGUCCUACCUUGAUUUCAUAAGAAUACAAAACGGAGAAGUUAGUACUCCUUGAUCACUGUUGUGUGUAUGAUGUAUUUAGGCGUGUUAGUAUGUGAACAAGUAACAAAUCUUAUGUCUAUUAUUGUGUUCUAACAUAUAUAUAUAUAUAUAUAUAUUUUUUUUUUGG
Molecule: messenger RNA, 1487 nt
Organism: Macadamia integrifolia
Lineage: Eukaryota; Viridiplantae; Streptophyta; Magnoliopsida; Proteales; Proteaceae
Product: protein SRG1-like
Exons: 4
Coding region: 276-1373 (365 amino acids)
Source: RefSeq, a predicted model, not a curated record